Puccinia graminis f. sp. tritici CRL 75-36-700-3 is the source of this 318-nucleotide messenger RNA. RefSeq lists its product as uncharacterized. NCBI's taxonomy places the organism in Eukaryota, Fungi, Basidiomycota, Pucciniomycetes, Pucciniales, Pucciniaceae. Bases 1 to 318 code for a protein of 105 amino acids. The transcript has 3 exons. The record is from RefSeq and is a predicted model, not a curated record.
AUGACCGGUCAAAACCGGUUAUUGAUGGGAGUAAACACCCCCAUCAAGGACCGGUUUUUACUGGUCCUUGAUGGAGGUAAACAUCCCCAUCAAGGACCGGUUUCAAGGACCAGUUUUAACCAGUCCUUUAUGGAGGUAAAAACCCGCAUCAAGGACUGGUUUCAACUGGUGUGGAACUGCUCAGCAACUAGCAUGAGGAGGAAAAAGGGAAAACAUGGGCCAGAAGAGCCUCUAUUUAUAGACAAAUUGUUCUGCAGUACAUGGGAUUUUUGGCCUGAACACAAGCUAUUUGUAUAUUUAUUAUUUAUGAUAAAUUGA